Molecule: messenger RNA, 3876 nt
Organism: Dicentrarchus labrax (European seabass)
Lineage: Eukaryota; Metazoa; Chordata; Actinopteri; Moronidae
Gene: fbxl13
Product: F-box and leucine-rich repeat protein 13
Exons: 22
Coding region: 171-2591 (806 amino acids)
Biological process (GO): SCF-dependent proteasomal ubiquitin-dependent protein catabolic process
Cellular component (GO): SCF ubiquitin ligase complex
Molecular function (GO): protein binding
Source: RefSeq, a predicted model, not a curated record
UACCUAGCAACCGUUUCCAAAUGGAGAUGGAGUACCAGGCAGAAAUCUGACAGACGCUGAACUGAACCAGCGUUUAGUUAGUUUAGUUAGUUUAGUUUAGUUAGUUUAGUUUAGUUAGUUUAGUUAGUGAGGCUCUUAACACCUCGGUAACUAUCGGACUUUGGACAGAUAUGGCUGUAGCAAACACCACGUCUGUGCUGAAAGAGUGUGAGCUGAAACACUGCCUGCCACAAAUAUAUAAGGCCUUAUUGACAGCUUCAUGCCUGUCAUGUCCCAAUGACCCAAUACAGUUUCUGAAAAACGCCCUUCUGACCUUCCAGGGACACGAUAAUCUCCAGGAUGUUGACUGGCACAAGUUUGUUGCUGAUGCAGAACAUCGCACCACAACUACCUCUCUCACACGUAGGACAGUGGACGCUGCCUAUAUGGACCAAGAUGACGCUAUGCUGUCCUUUUGUCUGUUCGAGAAGGCCUACUCCAAUUACAGGAAACAUUUAACAAGCUCUUGCUUCAGGAAGUGGAAGAGGUUCACUACGCAGAGAAAGAGAAGUGCCAUAGAGCUGACUCUGAAGAUGAACCUCGCAAAGAAGCAUUAUGAGAGGAAAUGCCAGUGGCUUGCACUCACCAAAUGGUCAAACUGGGUAAAAAUGCACAAGAAGAAGCAGGCUGUUGCCAUCGAGAAACUUGUGAAACUUGUAAACGCUGGCCGCCUUAAGCGCAUCACAGCUGCAUGGCGUAAAGUUGCAAAGGACUCAAAGAGGACAAAAGAGUAUUUUAAGAGGUUGGAAAUGGGGUUUAUUGAAAAAAGCAACAAAGUCCACCAGAUUUGGGAAGGAUGUGACGGAUUCUCAGUGCUCCCUAGCAGCCUCUCACUGAAGAUCUUUCAAUAUUUAGAACUGCGAGACUGGCUAAAUUGUGCCGAUGUGUGCUGCAUGUGGAGAGCUAUCAUCCGGUCAGGCACAUUAUGGAGUCAGAUCAACUUCUCUGUGGAGAAAAACUGGAUAACAGACAGCACAAUGAAGCAGAUUCUGCAGAACUACCGCCCAUUUGUGAUCCACCUCAACCUGCGCGGCUGCACGUCUCUAAAAUGGCCCAGCUUGAAAUGUAUCAGUGAAUGCAGAAAUCUCCAGGAGCUGAAUGUGUCAGAGUGUUUUAAUGUUACAGAUAUGAUGGUUCAGAGAAUCGUCGAGGCUUGUCCCUGCCUGCUCUACUUGAACCUUUCUUGCACACUCAUAACAAACAAAACUCUGAGAGAACUGUCCAGGAACUGUCUCAGCCUUCAAUACCUGAGUCUGGCCUACUGCUACAGAUUCACAGAUAAAGGGUUUAUGUACCUGACCACAGGGAAGGGCUGCCACAAUCUCAUCCACCUCAACCUGUCCGGUUGCACUCAGAUGACGGUAAACGGGUUCAGAUACAUUUCUGCCGGAUGUCCUUCACUCAGAGAGAUUGUGAUCGAUGACAUGCCCACGCUUUCAGAUAGCUGUGUUUUGGCACUAAUUGCCAGAUGUCGCUGUCUGUCUGCCAUUUCUCUCCUGGAUGCUCCUCAUCUUUCCGACAUCACCUUCAAAGCCAUCGCUGAAGUAGCCAAACUGAAGACUUUUUGCACAGAGGGGAACAACCAACUAACAGACAUAAGCUGGACGGCCUUGUGCAGCAGCUCACAAGGCCUCUGCAGACUCCACGCCGCAGAAUGCACCCGGAUGACCGACGCCAGCCUCAAAUCCAUGGCCGCCCUCAAGAACCUGCAACACCUGGACAUCUCUUGUAACAAGGUUAGUGAUAUUGGUAUCCAGUGUUUGACUGAAGGUUCCUCAUCCACCAAACUGAGAGAGCUGAAUGUCAGUCAGUGCAGUCACAUCACUGACAUAUCUGUCAAGAGGAUUGCACAAAGGUUGUGUAAACUGUACCAUCUCAACAUGAGUUAUUGUGAGAGACUGACUGACAUGAGUGUUGAGUGGCUGAGUGGCAGCUCUAUCUGCUCUCUUGACAUCAGCGGUUGCAACAUCAACGAUCAGGGACUGGCAGCUCUUGAGGGAAUUCCCUUGAAGAAGUUAGUCCUUUCCGAGUGUGUCUACGUCACAGACAUUGGCAUAGAGAAGCUGUGCAAGAAUGUGAGGGAUCUGGAGCAUGUUGAUGUAUCUCACUGUGUGGCUCUGUCAGACCCAGCCAUCAGAGCCAUUUCAUUUUACUGUAGAGGUCUAGUCACACUGAGGAUGUCAGGUUGUCCCAAGAUGACAGAUAUGGCCAUGCAGUAUCUGACAAGUGGAUCUCAGUACCUGCGAGAGCUUGAUGUGAGUGGCUGCGUUCUUCUCACAGAUCGCACUCUCAGACACUUAGAGAGGAUCUGUCCUCCACUCUGCGCCCUCACGAUGAUCUGCUGCAGCAGCAUCUCCAAGGUGGCCGCCUUAAAGCUUCAGCCACGCGUGGAGUACUGGAAGCACAGCAAUGACGACCCUCCAUACUGGUUUGGAUACAACACGGGCCAAGUGAUGCAUCCAAUCACAAGACCCACGAAGACCGACGACACCUGGGAAGUGGUGGAGCAGCACUCAGUGAUGACCGGAGCAGCAAAACAACCUCUGAGCUGAUAUCCACCGACGCUCCACGGAGCUCCACCCCGGCUUUCAACGAGGAGGGGACGCGCACACACACCGCUCCUACGUACAGACAGAAGAACGAGGGAUAAACAAAGAAAAACACUGUGGUUCGUGAGGUGAAUAUUCUUUUUAUACUGUGUGUUUACCUUCCUGACUGUGGAGUUCAGCACUGCCACCGUCUCCCACAUAGACAUCAAUGCUUCCGCUGUGAGAGGAAAUCUUCAGCAAACUAUUUGAACCAUCUGCAAAAGCAAAGAAAGUCUCAGGUUACUUCCACCAGCCACUGAUAGAUACCAUACGUAAAUCGUUGCGUAAUCUUUCUUACCAAUAACUGUAUCUCCGGACACAUUCGUCACAGUGGCAUUACCUGUUAAUUAAUGAAAGCACAAGGUCAGUUUGAACUAAUCUGACAUCAUAAACCUGCCUCAUUUGACGUUAACAAGAUAAUUGAUUCCAUGUACUCUAUGAUGAGAGGCUCAUUUGUAUCAGGAAGAAAUUAAAAUUCUAUGUGGGUGACGUAUUUCUUCACAUCACAUUACAGUACUGUUUGUCCCUGUGCUCUAAUGUCUACUUCAAAGAAAUUAGUCUUUUUAGUGAUAACCCUUUUUAUAGCUAACCCCCAAAACAAACAACAAGUACAGAAUGUGUGUUAAAUUGCAAACACAUUACAGUGAAAUAGACUGUGUUUGGAUCAGACCCCGGGAUUCCUGGCUGUAUCAAAACCCUGCUGUAUCAGCCAAGUUAACAUCAUGCAGCUGUUGACUGCAAUGGCUGAUGGGCAGAUUUAUUUUUGUUUUAAGGAACAGCACAAAUUAACAAGUAGAAAAGACAACAAAUAAACACCUAAACAAGAACCAAAGGUGGCACAAUCAAAGCUAAACAAGAGCCCACUCAUUCCACCUGUAUAUUAAUACAUUUAAAACAAGACACAUACUCACAAAUAUACAUACAAAUUCUUCAAAACGUAUAUUGUCUGGCUUUCAUGGUUUUCUCUCCAGACAAGCAAAUCUGAUCGUUUACGGUCAUCAUUUAUUCAAACUAGGCGUUCUCUAUCAUUAGCUUAACCCACUCCGUAUAUUCAGGUCCAACUUGGCUUUUGGAGAACCGUAGCAGCUGAUAUAAAGCCUGUUAGUGCCGGCUUCAAAAUCCUGGGUAAACACGACCCGCAGAAGCAAAGUUGAACUGAUUCAUGCACAGGUUUACCCUUCCACUUCUGUAUUGUUUUGAUUAUCUCUAGGCCCACAUUGCAUUAAUAAAGGUGUCUUCAUUCCUUUUA